AGAAGUUGUUGGCGCGAAUGGAUUCCGAACUCCGAUAACGGAUUCGCCAGCCGGCCGGCUUGCCCACCGGCGCCUGAAUCCCGGUGCUGCGAUGCAAGAAUGGAAACCUGUCUUUUCACUGUCACGGGAGCAGCCUCUCAGGAAGACUUAAUAGAUUCUAGGGACAUUCGGAAAUUCUUUGGAGUUAAACCAAGUGGAAAGAAACUUGUAACUGAAACAGUAAAGAAGAAUGAGAAAACAAAGUCUGCUGAAGAAACUUUAAAAGGAAAAAAAGGAAUAAAGGAAAUCAAGUUUUAUUUUCCUCUCACAGAUUCAGAAUCAGAGGAGACAAUGCAGGUAAAAGAUGCCAAAAAGCAACCAGAAAAAUUGCCAUUGACUUCUAAACCUGGUAAAAUUUUACGGCAGGAUCCUGUUACAUACAUUUCAGAAACAGAUGAAGAAGAUGACUUUAUGUGUAAGAAGGCAGCCUCUAAAUCAAAAGAGAAUGGAGGAUCUACAAAUAGUUAUCUUGGAGCAUCAAAUAUGAAAAAGAACGAAGAAAACACUAAGACCAAGAAUAAGCCUUUAUCACCAAUAAAACUUACACCCACAUCAGUGCUUGAUUAUUUUGGAACUAGAAGUGUCCAAAGAUCAGACAAGAAGAUGGUGGCAAGCAAAAGAAAAGAGCCUCCACAAAAUACAGAUGAUUCCGGAUUAAAUGAUGAAGCCAUUGCCAAGCAGUUGCAACUUGAUGAAGAUGCAGAGCUGGAGAGGCAACUACAUGACGAUGAAGAGUUUGCCAGAACAUUAGCCAUGUUAGAUGAAGAACCCAAGACUAAAAAGGCUCGAAAGAACACAGAAGAGGGAAAAACGUUUUCAUCUGUCCAAGGCAAUUUAAGUAAAGCAGAAAAACAUACAUUUCCUCACACAGUAAGAACAGAACUAUUUUCAGAUGAAAGAAAAAGCUACAGUCCUAAGAAGCAAACUAAAUGUGAAAGUUUAAAAGAAUCUCAGCAACAUUCUAAACCAUCAGCUCACAAAAUAGGAGAAUCCUUUUCUCCAAAAGCCAGUUCUAAGUUGGUACUUACGAAAAAAAAAGAGAGCUCUUAUAAAGAAACAGAGCCUGCAACCUUAAAAAGAAAAGAAAAUGCCAUUGAAUUGAAAGGAGAGACAAAAACUCCGAAGAAGACCAAAAGUUCUCCAGCUAAAAAAGAGUCUGUAAGUCCUGAAGAUUCUGAAAAGAAACGUAGUAAUUAUCAAGCUUAUCGAAGCUACUUAAAUCGGGAAGGUCCCAAAGCUCUGGGCUCCAAAGAAAUACCAAAGGGAGCUGAAAAUUGCCUGGAAGGCCUCACAUUUGUAAUCACAGGCGUGCUGGAAUCCAUUGAGCGAGAUGAAGCCAAGUCUCUAAUUGAACGUUAUGGGGGAAAAGUAACAGGAAAUGUCAGCAAGAAAACAAACUACCUUGUCAUGGGCCGCGAUAGUGGACAGUCCAAGAGUGACAAGGCAGCAGCCUUGGGGACAAAAAUUAUCGAUGAAGAUGGCCUAUUAAAUCUGAUUCGAACUAUGCCAGGCAAGAAGUCCAAGUAUGAAAUAGCAGUUGAAGCUGAGAUGAAGAAAGAAAAGUCCAAAUUGGAGAAAACACCUCAAAAAAAUGACCAAGGAAAAAGAAAAAUUAGUCCAACUAAAAAGGAAUCAGAAUCUAAAAAGAGCAAGCUGACGCCCAAAAGGGACAGUUCCAUAAAGUCAAUACAAAAGGAAACAAGUGUGUUUAGGAGAGGCCUGGACUUUAAGGAGCAGGUGGCCGAGGAGGUCAAUGGUGACAGCAAGGCCAGGGAUUUGGCUGAUGGUCGCAGUGAAAACAAAGUGGAAAAUUUGCUCUGGGUGGAUAAAUAUAAGCCCACAUCGCUUAAGACCAUUAUUGGACAACAAGGAGACCAGAGCUGUGCCAACAAACUCCUACGCUGGCUCCGAAACUGGCACGAGAGUUCUUCAGAAGAUAAAAAACAUGCAGCAAAGUUUGGUAAACUUGCCGGCAAAGAUGAUGGCUCUAGCUUUAAAGCAGCGUUACUCUCAGGCCCUCCAGGUGUUGGCAAAACCACCACAGCUUCUCUGGUGUGUCAGCAAUCUGGCAUGUAUUAUGUGUUAUAUAAUUUCCUAUAAAGCAAGUUUUUGAACAGUUGGUAUUUUGUUUUUGUCCCUUCCCUUUGCCCCUCCGCCUGGGCCGGUGGAGCAGCCUGUUCAGGAAGUACAAAGCACGUUCUCAUCAUGGACGAGGUGGACGGCAUGGCAGGCAGUGAGGACAGGGGCGGAAUUCAGGAAUUAAUUGGCCUGAUAAAACAUACCAAAAUUCCCAUUAUUUGUAUGUGCAAUGAUAGAAAUCAUCCCAAGAUUCGCUCUUUGAUUCGCUCUUUGGUUCAUUAUUGUUUUGAUCUUCGUUUUCAAAGAGCUCGGGUUGAACAGAUUAAGGGUGCUAUGAUGUCUAUUGCAUUUAAAGAGGGCUUAAAGAUUCCCCCUCCAGCUAUGAAUGAAAUAAUUUUGGGAGCCAAUCAAGAUAUCAGACAGGUUUUACACAAUCUCAGUAUGUGGUGUGCAGGAAAUAAGGCAUUAACGUAUGACCAGGCCAAGGCUGAUUCUCACAGGGCCAAAAAGGAUAUUAAACUGGGCCCAUUUGAUGUUGCCCGGAAAGUGUUUGCAGCUGGAGAGGAGACUGCUCAUAUGUCACUUAUGGACAAGUCAGAUCUCUUUUUUCAUGAUUAUUCAAUAGCACCCCUCUUUGUCCACGAGAACUACCUACAUGUGAAGCCUGUAGCUGCAGGGGGCGACGUGAAAAAGCACUUGAUGCUUCUGAGCCGAGCGGCAGACAGCAUAUGUGACGGCGACUUAGUAGACAGCCAGAUCCGGAGUAAGCAAAACUGGAGCCUUCUGCCCACACAGGCCAUUUAUGCCAGCGUUCUUCCUGGAGAGCUGAUGAGGGGGUACAUGACCCAGUUCCCCACCUUCCCGAGCUGGCUGGGGAAGCACUCGUCUACAGGCAAACAUGACCGUAUUGUUCAGGACCUGGCAUUGCAUAUGAGUCUCAGAACUUACUCCAGCAAAAGGACUGUGAACAUGGAUUAUUUGUCACACGUAAGGGAUGCACUUGUACAGCCCUUGACCUCACAAGGGGUAGAAGGAGUACGGGAUGUUGUUGCACUUAUGGACACAUACUAUCUGAUGAAAGAAGACUUUGAGAAUAUCAUGGAAAUUAGCAGCUGGGGAGGCAAACCUAGUCCCUUCUCCAAGCUGGAUCCCAAGGUGAAAGCAGCCUUCACAAGAGCUUAUAACAAGGAGGCCCACCUCACCCCGUAUUCACUUCAGGCAGUGAAGACAGCGAGGCACAGCACAGGCCCGUCGCUGGAUUCUGAAUACAACGAAGAGUUAAAUGAGGAUGACUCUCAGUCGGAUGAGAAAGACCAAGAUGCUGUAGAAACUGAUGCCAUGAUCAAGAAAAAGACCAAAUCUUCAAAGGCUUCAAAACCAGAAAAAGAUAAGGAGUCCAGAAAAGGAAAAGGAAAAAGUUUGAAGAAAUGAAACUGUUUUUCACUACCAAUAGCCACUUUUUACUCACUGUCCUGACCGGUCUAGCUGGUUUAAAGAAAGCCUGUUUUUCCCAGGGCAACCAUGUUUUAGCACAAUGGUGAGACGUGGCGGUCCCCUGCAGAUGCAGGGCGAUGCAGCUGGAAGGAUGUGGCCAACAGGCUCGCGCACGCCUCCCACAGAGGUUCGCAGGACUGCUCGCGUCCUCUGCUGGCCACCAAUCCGGUUAGGUCGUUGUACUUCAGAAUGACUGUGCACAGCUGGACCUAGAAACUGUAUGUGGGCUUUGGAGUCAGAUUUUAGUUAACAAAAUAAGCCUGGUGGCAGUGGCACUAAGGUGUCUUUUUUAGGUUUCAGAAUUUAUCCUGGUGGCCUUUAUAGGACCAAUGCUGAUUUUUUUUUAAAAGGUAGUGCCUAUUAUGUGGUGAAAUUUUGUAAAUAAAUAAUAAUACAAAACUGUCACCACCUAGAACUGGGUAUUCUUUGUACAUUGUCAAAUAUCUUACAAAGUAUACAUUAGGAAUAAAAAUGUUCCACAU
Propithecus coquereli (Coquerel's sifaka) is the source of this 4094-nucleotide messenger RNA. RefSeq names its product replication factor C (activator 1) 1, 145kDa (gene RFC1). Gene Ontology annotation, cellular component: nucleus; DNA replication factor C complex. The transcript has 26 exons. Gene Ontology annotation, biological process: DNA repair; DNA replication. Gene Ontology annotation, molecular function: DNA clamp loader activity; ATP hydrolysis activity; DNA clamp unloader activity. The record is from RefSeq and is a predicted model, not a curated record. Lineage: Eukaryota; Metazoa; Chordata; Mammalia; Primates; Indriidae.